Aspergillus steynii IBT 23096 is the source of this 1201-nucleotide messenger RNA. RefSeq lists its product as uncharacterized. The record is from RefSeq and is a predicted model, not a curated record. The transcript has a single exon. NCBI's taxonomy places the organism in Eukaryota, Fungi, Ascomycota, Eurotiomycetes, Eurotiales, Aspergillaceae. The coding region runs from base 149 to 1072 and encodes 307 amino acids.
UGCAAAUCCAUCCCUGCAACUCUGCCUGUUGGACAGGCAGAGUUGCAGGGAUUACGCCGGGUACGCGCUACAAUUGAGACAUUUAAUCGGCAUCUGUCCGUCUGCUUUCCUAACACCAUCGUCCCCACCAAAACAAAGUAUUCUCGUCAUGGCUUCUAUACAGAAAAUAUUAGAAGCUGUUACAACUUUAUCUACGAUACAGGACGAAGACAAGCAAAGUCUUUUAAUACAUCGCAAGGAACUCGAAUCGGCUAUCAACAACUUGCAAGACGUGCUGCAAUCUUCCAACUGUACAACCCAGUCGGCCCAAGGAAUAGCUAUACCACCACGAGCCACUCUAUCAGAUACAACCAAACAAGGUCAUCUUAACAAACUACUUCCCCCAGACCCGUCCAGUCCAGGGCUAUGUGGAAAUACGCUAGAAGACCUUCCCCACUCGGUAAAAGCAGUGCUCAAAACGCUAUCGAAGAGACUCCAGCAGAUAAGAACCUGCACGUACAGACCGGAAGGACUCGCCAUUCCCAACGAGUUGACCACAGAAGAUCCUCGUGUUGUUGAUAUUUUUCUUGUGUGUGGGAGAAGAAAUCUAGAAGAUUUCUUUCGCGCGGGCUUGAGCGCCCUAUCCCUGGCAGAUGACUACGCGGACUGGGCAGAAGCUGUCGCAUAUCCUUCGAGGUUAGAUGCAUUGUCUAAAGAUUUAGACACGAAAGACGGAGCGCACUAUUUGAAGUACACCAAAGCUUGCUCAAGGUUCGCAGAUCCCAAACGGGCAAGUGUUUAUAUCGAAUAUGGCAUAAAAUAUCGGUUCUUCGAAAGACUUUGUAUGAUACGCUCCCAGGGCCCGACAUGCAAUGAUGUCAGUACCCUUCCACACAGACAACUGGGUUUCACUUCACUAUUGUUUUUUGCAUGGACGUCUUUUUAUCGCUGCAGGUAUCAGGACUUGCCUGCACUUGCUAGUGCUCUUCUUGCGACCGAGGAGUUUCGAAAGAUCGCCGAGAAAAGCAACGAAGAGAUAGAACUCUGUCUCAAAGCGCAUAAGGGUAAGGCUGCCCGCUUGUUCCACUACUAGAUACUGACAGCUUGGAAAGAUCAAGCCACAAGAUUGGGGCAAUCCCGAAAACGCAUCCUACGAGAUAUCCUAACCGACGAGGCUACUGAAGAACAAAGAAAACGUCAAAGACCGGAGCAUUUUAGUUCC